CUCCCGUCUCGUUACAUGUUCCCGUGUUUCUUGUACGUUUAGCGGUUACGGUGUGUCUGACUAAGAUUUCGAGCAUUCGCAUUUUGUGGCACCUGCGUGUGCGUUCACGAUAGCAUUUAAAUCACGUUUAAGCUUCAUAAUGAGUACUGAUAGUAUCGAAAAGCUGUAUAGAAAUUUCGGCAUUCUUGCUGAUGCCAAAGAUAAACUCGUACAGCAUGAAAAGGAAUAUCUAGAAAUUUUGACGGCAGUUAAAGGGUCACCUAAGGAAAAACGGCUAGCAUCGCAAUUUAUUGCAAGAUUCUUCAAACAUUUCCCAAAGUUAGCGGAUCAAGCUAUAGAUGCUCAUUUAGAUUUAUGCGAAGAUGAAGACAUGGCUAUUCGAAAACAAGCUAUUAAAGAUUUACCAGCACUUUGUAAAGACAACAAAGAACAUACAGCACGAAUUGCAGAUAUCUUAGCACAAUUGUUGCAAGCUGAGGAUUCUUCAGAACUGGCAGUUGUACAUAACAGUAUUAUGUCACUUAUGAAAAGUGAUCCUAAAGGUACCUUAAGUGGAUUUUUUAGCCAAAUUAUUAGUGGCGACGAUGGGACAAGAGAACGUUGUAUAAAAUUUCUAGCUAUUAAGCUUAAAGCAAUAGGACAUGACAUUAUCACGAAGGAACCGGAAGAUUUACUAAUAGUAGAAUGUAAAAAAGUAUUGCAGGAUGUGACUGCUGACGAAUUUCACAGUAUUAUGGAAAUUCUUGCAUGGACUAGAUUGGGAUCUACUAUCACUGGACAACAAGAAUUGGUUGAUAUUACGAUAGAACAAGCUGAACUAUCUGUACCUUUUAAGCACACUAAUGUCGAACAGUGGAAUAGAUUGGUUCAAUGUGUUAAACAUGCUGUCCCAUUCUUCAGUUCACAAAUAGAUUCAUCAAAAUUUGUUUCAUACAUUUGUGUACAAGUUUUACCGCACUUGUCUUUGAUGACUUCUCCCAAUAGUAGAGAUAUUCAAUUGGAACUGUUAAAAUUGCUUGCUGAAUUAACCGUGUUUUGUGGAACUAUUGAGAAACCUGAAGAUAAGGUUCAACAACUUUACAAUACUCUUAUUACUUAUAUGCCACUUCCUCCAGCUACAGAAAUUACUGAUGUACCAAAGUUACAAUUUAGUCAUGUGGAAUGUUUAAUGUACGCCUUUCAUAAAUUGUGUAAACAAACUCCUGAAUUUUUGAUGAAAGAUGCAGAACAGCUCAAAGAAUUCCGAUUAAGAUUACAAUAUUUUGCAAGAGGUAUUCAAGGUUAUAUAAAGAAAUUACGCGAAGCCAUUAGCGGAAAAACAGAAGAAGAACUAAAAUCUGAAGAAAAUCAGUUAAAAGUUGUGGCAUUGAAAACAACCAAUAAUAUCAAUACUUUAAUCAAAGAUCUGUUUCAUUCACCUCCUAGCUUUAAAAGUAUAAUACAUCUCUCGUGGAAAACGCCUUCUAACGAUAAAAAGAGCGAUAAAAAUUCUGCCCAAAAAAGACAUACACCAAUUACAUUUGGAAAUGAUAACAGUCCGAAUAAACGUAGUAAGGAAGAUAAAAACAGCAAAAGGGAAAUAUAUACUCCUCCAAGUGGUAAAUAUAGUUCAACCAUAUCAAAUUAUGGUCGCGGUAGAUUUAAAGGCAACAGAUCUAGAGGAAGAGGUGGAUUCAGAACAAGAGGUCGUGGUUCAUGGCGAAAGAAUUUUUACUAAAUAUAAAAUUCCUUACAAUUGGAAACAGCUAAAAUUAGAGUGAUGGCGUUAAGCACUUAUUUGCUUCCUGAUACCAACAAAUGAAAAAAAAUUCAUUUUCAAAGAAGUUAUCACCAAAUUUAACUUUGUUAAUCUUCAUCGCUACAUAUAACAGAAGUGAUAGUUUGAAGACUUUGAUGAAUUAUCAAAACAGAAAUCAGAAAAUCAAUAAUUCCCCAAGCAUUCAUUAAUACUUGAAUGAUACGGGAAGGAGAUUUGGAGAUGCAAUUGUAGCCUUAUAUGAAUAUUUGUGUUUAAUUAUUAUAACAUGAAUUGCAAUGAAAAUUCAAAAUAUUUCAUAUUAUUAUUAUAUAAAAUUAUGAAGAGACAGAUAAUAUAGGGUACAUACGAAUAUAUUUUCUUGACAUAUAAGAAUGUCAAGAAAAAAAUAUUGAUUGACGGAUUUCACAUGAAGGUGGAACUAAUAUAAAAAAGAAAAAAGAAGAUAUUUUUCGUGGACACAAAAUCAAAAUGAUAUUAUUUAAAGAAAUUGAAGAAAGUUCGACGAGAAAAUACGUAUACAAAAAUGAAAAUGCCACAUUAUCGAAUUCAAGUUUAAAACCAUGCAAUUGAGUCACUGAACAUGAAUAUAUCGAUCACAAUUACAGAAGCACGGUUAUAUAGAUACAGAAAUAGUUUUUCCCUGUAAAAAAAAACUUUAAGAUAUUACAAAAAUAUAAUCUCCUGUAGCCAUUCCUAAAUUAGCUUCCUCUCCUCCCUUCCUAAACCUUUAUAUUUAUUGAUAUUUGUUGAUAUUUAUCUGUUGACAGAAUCGAGUUGUGCAUAACAGGGAACGCAGCCAUGCAUAACAACUGUUUUAUCGAAGAAACACUUGAUAAAUAAUUUUUGAUAGGAGAAAUAUUGACCUUGUUCAACAGAAAAAAAGCAACUUUGUGACUGUUAUAAAAUUCUUUAACAUGAUUAGUUUUGCCGUUAGUUUCUUACUGGAUCUAAAUAAAUAAACCAAUCAUGUUGAAGAAUUUUGCAACAGUUGCAAAGCUGCUUAUCUGCUGAACAUAGCCAUUGUG
Molecule: messenger RNA, 2784 nt
Organism: Cyphomyrmex costatus
Lineage: Eukaryota; Metazoa; Arthropoda; Insecta; Hymenoptera; Formicidae
Gene: cass
Product: apoptosis inhibitor cassowary
Exons: 9
Coding region: 140-1717 (525 amino acids)
Biological process (GO): negative regulation of apoptotic process
Cellular component (GO): nucleus
Molecular function (GO): RNA binding
Source: RefSeq, a predicted model, not a curated record